UCACAGCAAAAGUUGAAGACGAAGUUUUGGAAAACGAAGGGCCGUGAUUUGCGAUGUGUGGUGAAGUUGUUCGUUUUGUUUUGGUAGCCCGUAGAAAUUGCCCCACGUAGACUAUCGGAGACAGUAACUUAAUCAGAAAUAAAUUGUCUAUUUGAUUGGAUUUGCGGAGAGAGAGAAAAAAAAAAACCUUUGCAGUUCGUUUUACCCCUUUGCUAUUUUAUUGUACAAAUGUAUUAUUAUUUAAUUUUUUUGCAAACAGCGGUAUUAAUUUUCAGAUUCAGAAGAAUAAUGUAAAGUAUCCUACACGACAUACUCGUUGCCUUGGAUUGGAUCCGUGCUGGAAGUGUGUCAAAUUUAUGAACGUUAACUAGCAAGAUCCGGACCGACUUCCAUAGUUGGCAAUACAAGACGCUGCAAAUACUUCGGCCAUUCCGCAUGAUUUCAUUCGUGUUAAGGCGAUAGUGAAGGACUUUUUUUCUGGGCAUUACGGUAACCCUAAAGUGUCUAUAUGGUUGCUGUUGAGAGCUCAACAAUUGAGCGUUUCAAACGUUUGGAUUGAUUUGGAGUUUUUUGGAGUUAUCGAGUUAUUUGCAUCCCUUCGGAACCAUGGAUCCGAGCCAGCAUAACCCCCCAGCCGGCCACCAAAUCGUCCACGUCCGGGGCGAUUCAGAGACUGAUUUGGAAGCUCUUUUCAACGCUGUGAUGAACCCAAAAAAUGUCAGCGUCCCCCCAACAGUACCUAUGAGGAUGAGGAAGCUACCCGACUCCUUCUUCAAACAGCCAGAGCCAAAGACGCACUCCAGACAAGCCAGCACAGAUGCCAGCACUGCGGUUACCCUCACUCCACAGCAUGUGCGGGCGCACUCUUCGCCUGCCUCCCUCCAGCUGGGGACACUGUCACCUGGAUCGAUGGGUGGCGGUCCUCCUGCCGGCCCUUCCUCGCAGCACGUCCGCCAAUCCUCCUUCGAAAUCCCUGACGACAUGCCACUUCCAUCUGGGUGGGAAAUGGCCAAGACCUCUUCCGGACAGAGAUACUUUCUGAACCACUUAGACCAGACAACCACCUGGCAAGACCCUCGCAAGACCCUCUUGCAGAUGAACCAGAAUGCCCCUUCUAGCCCUGUGCCCAUGCAGCCGAAAAUCAUGAACCCUGCCUCUGGGCCUCUCCCUGAUGGCUGGGAGCAAGCCAUCACCUCGGAGGGGGAGAUCUACUAUAUCAACCACAAGAACAAGUCCACCUCCUGGCUGGACCCGCGCCUCGACUCGCGUUUCGCUCUGAAUCAGCAGCGAAUGAAGCAGGCCCCACCCCUGCCCUCCAGCCCCCAGGGAAGAGUGAGCCAAAUGAGACUGCAGCAGCUGCAGAUGGAGAAGGAGAGACUGAGGCUGAAGCACCAGGAUCUGCUUCGGCAGGUCAGACCCCAGGAAUUGGCCCUGCGGAACCAGCUGCCUACAAGCAUGGAGCUGGAUGGUGGGACCCCUAACCCUGUAUCCCUGCCAGGCAUGUCCCAGGACAUCCGGACCAUGACCACCAACAGCUCAGACCCAUUCCUUAACAGUGCCAGUGGUAACUUCCACUCCAGGGAUGAAAGCACAGACAGUGGACUGAGUGUGAGCAGCUACAGCAUCCCACGCACGCCGGAUGACUUCCUAAACUGUGUGGAUGAGAUGGAGACAGGUGACUCCGUAGGCCCCACCCCCAUGGCCACCCAGCCCAGCCGUUUCCCAGACUACCUGGACACUAUCCCAGGCACGCACGUAGACCUGGGCACUGUAGAGAGUGAGAGCAUGGCGGUAGAGGGCGAGGAGCUGAUGCCCAGCCUGCAGGAGUCACUCAGCUCCGACAUACUCAAUGACAUGGAGUCUGUGCUGGCAGCUACCAAAAUCGACAAGGAGAGCUUCCUCACAUGGUUAUAGAGAAGGGGAUGGGAGUGGGGCAGGACUGGGGUGGGGCCAAGGGCAACUCCUACUAACCAACCAACAUCCCUCUCCAACCCCCUACCCACUUUCUCACAGUGGUCAUCGCUGCCAUGUAGAUACUCAGUUGCGCCUCUGAAAGUAUGUAAAAUGGUCUUUCCAGCAGAACUUUUCAGGUGCUACUUUUGAAAUGUUUCCCUCCCUGGAUGUUGGGAGAUGGAAGGAGAGGAACAUGGCAGGGCUCACUGGCUCAUGACCUGGGGGUUUGAUGGGACCUGAGAGCCCAGAAAUUGAAGCCCUCCAGCUCCUGCUUCCUCUGUGUAGCUCCGUCUGUAGAGGCCUUGGUUUAGCUGUGCUUGUAUGUUCGUGAGUGUCUAUGUGUGUGUGUUUGUGCAGAGGAGUAUGCAUGUGACAGCAAAACAAAAAGUGAAUCAUAUGAAGCCUGACUGUACAAUCAUCAGAAUUGAGUCACAUCUGAAAACUUUUUAGAUGCUGGGAAAACUGUAAAAUACACCUGUGGUGCCUAUUAGGAUCUCAAGAAAAAGUCUAACUGAAAAUAUACAAUCAAAUGAAAUAAUCAUUUUAUUCUGAACAUUGUGUUUUUUUCUGUUUUUUUUUUUUUACAUUGUCGAAUCUGCUGGAAUUUUACUGGUGUUUAAAUGGGUACAGUUUCCAAAUAAUUUUUGGUGUACAUCUUUACUCUCCUCAGAACCAAUCAACAUUCAUGACCUUCCUUAUCUGUGGCCACAUUUCAUCUAUACCAAUGUGAAAAAGCCCUACAGCCUGGACUACAUUUUGCUUAUGAUAUUUUGAACCAUUUGUGGGGUUUUGUUUUUAUUUGUUUUUAAUAUUAUCAAUCUUUCAUUUUCAUGAGCCUGUCUAUACAAAAAUGAUGUAGCUAAAGUGAAAAGACCAACCUCAGUACUGAUUUGGUAUCAGCAUGUCAGAAGGUCUGGUGUGGGUGGAGCUUGUUGCUGAUGAUACUGGAUUGUGUGUAUGAAGGGGGGGAGCAUGGCUGAGUGUUUCCAUUUUACAAAUACUGCUGCUUUGGCUGUGCUGCCAAUUUUAAGUAUACCUUAUUCAUCCAAGUGCCUUCAGUUGUUUUUGAGAAGAUAAACAAGUGCUAUAUGGAUUGUUCCUAAUCUUGUGACAAUUUCCUUGAUGAUGAUGUGUUGGAGGACAAGCCGCCAUAACCCAUUCAUUUCUGUGGUAAAACAUGGGGUUAAACUACGCCUAAUUGACAUGACAUCCAUUACAAAAUAUUAUGAUGGUGCUCAGUCAAUAUCACUUUUCAUAUAAAGUUUGGAUGGUUGGCCUGUAACAGAAAAAAACAAAGAUCUAAGGGGGGGAAACUUCACUGCUGCAGCAACUCUCUGUGUGCCCUCUGUAGGACUGGGUUGCACCAGCUGCACUUCAGUUCAAACGUAGCCUAGUUAGCUAUAACUUUAAAUUCUACUAAUACUCUUGAUUUAUGCAUUAGUAACAUAAAAGCGGUGACACAACAGAAAUAAGCUAACAAGGUAACUAGCUAACAGUCCUAUAGCCUACACUCAGCAGGUGUGAUCACAUAGUCACUCAUGAACUGUAAAACGGAUUUUCUACACACAGCAUAAUUUUUUCGGUAACACCAUGGCAUUUUGCAACUCAGUAGUCAAGUAGAGGUUUCAUUUAUGUAUAUGAUAUUUCAGUAGCGAUCUAGCUAGCAAACUAGCUACGAUGGCAAGUGCAAGAUGGUAAUUAAAUCUUAGUAAUGACUUUACAUCCAGAAGAGUUGGGAUAUGUCCAGUUAGGAUAUAUACGUAAUCAAGGUGCCACAACAUUUAUCAGCUGGUUUUGUUGGAAAGUACUUUGUAGCGCCCGUAAAACUGGUCCUUGGGAUCUUUCAACCCACUGGUUAGCUUGAAUGUGAGGAGUUGUAUGGUAGAAUGCAUUAAAAGUAAGCUUACCAGUUACAAUGAUCCGAACAAACUGGUGUAUGGUCUACUUAUAUUGCAAAUCCACCUUGCUCUUCUUUCUGUUGACAACAUUACAUUUUCUUAUCACCGGUGGGUAUUAAUCUUUGGAUAACCAAAAAAAGACAAUAAACUGCACAGAAAUUAACCUUACAGAAUCUGUUCUUGACAGAAAAAGACAUUGAGUUCUAUGGUAGGUUGUCCUCCACGGGUCAACGCCACAUGGUUUGUGACGUAUUAAGAAUGAUCCAUAUAUUGGGCUUCUGAAUUAUUGGCACUCCUAAUGAACAUGGAGAACAUGGAAAAAAUAUCUAUAUUUUAUGUGCAAACAUAUGGAACGACUAUAUACUUUCAUUUGAAUACAUUUACUCUCAUGUUUUUUAUUUAGAAGUCUCAUUUCUUCUGAAAACCACAUGUGCCAAAAUUGAACAUUUUGGCCAUACACACCCUUGACAUGUUUCACAAAUGGAAUGAAUACAAGGAGACUCACCUUACUGUGAAAUAUGGUGGUGGAUCAUUGAUGUUUUGGAGAUCCAGACUUAAUUCCCUUGAAAAAUCUGUUGUCUGAGCUGAAGAGGGGGGGUAUCCCAAGGAUAUCAAUUAUUCUGAAAAGUUCUGCAUGGAGGAAUGUUCAAACAUCCCUCCAAAUGUGUUCUCUAACCUUAUUACAUAUUAUUAUUACAAACCUGUUUUUUGGAGAAUUUUUUUUUUUUAUUAUUAGAAAAAUGUAUGUUCCUUUGAAUCAUUAAUAAAGCACACUGCUUUACACAUUUUGGGUAAAAAUCAUGCCAAUAACAAUUUUUUUUAGUUUACAGUUUUGUGAGUGCCAAUAAUUAUUGAGCCCAAUAUAUGUUCUGCAGCACCAGUCUAUAUAUAGCCAGAUGUUCUGAACAUGACCAUAACCCUUUCUGCAUAUUUAGUAAUCAUGAGCAUAUUUUUGUUAUUAUACAUAAGGUUUACAGGGGGUAGGUUUUUUACACCUAACUUCUACAGUCUUAUUUAAGUCUGAUUUGUCCCUGUUUUUUCCCUUUAUUUGCUUGGUUCUCAUUAUCUUUUAAGUUGGGUUGUUCAAUGAAUGAGCAAAAUAUGUUGCUGAUCUUGUGGAUGGGUUUUAGGCGUAUUUUAAUGGGGAGUUGUGGUUCAGGCUUACUUUCAGCACAUGGUCUAGAACUGAGAUCUCUCAACCUCAAAAAUGAACCUAAAAUACAUUUGAAUUCCUCAUUUAAAAAGAAAUGGAAACCUUUCAGAUGCUGUGCCAUCUGCCGUGAUGGUGCUUUUUAAAUCUAAGUGGGGGGCAUUGGUUUGAUUGAAGUAGUGACAUUUAUUGUACUGAUAUCUUAAUCUCCUAUUUAAUCUCUCAUCUUAAACAUGGGUUUAUGAACUCAAACACGAAGCUUGCAGCGCAAAAUGUGGCCUGAUGAGAGUAUGUUGGUGCAGUUGCAGUCUGCCUGAAAUUAACCUGUUAUUAAAACAGUAGCAGUGUCCCAUGAAAAAAAAGUUAGCAACCCUAGUGGAAUCUCAAUUCACAAAAGCCCUACUAAAAGUCACAUUGUUUACCUGUAAACUUUUAAUGCGGCCAUUUCAAGUGCCACUUAUGCUACAGUAUGCUUACUGAUUCCAUGUCAAUUUCCCCACACAAGAACUGCCUCCUGUCGCAAAAAAAAGAGAUAUUACCUGGUAGCUAAAGAAAUGGCCCUGAAAAACAGUAUUUUGCAGACCACAGUUGUCCUUAAAGUGAACCUUAUAGGAAAAAAUGAUCAAAAUACGUGUUAGCUGGUUUGAGGAUCAGGUAGUCAAUGGCUUGUGGAUUAGUGCAGUUAUAUGGGAUUUAGCGGUAAUCCUGACUUUGUUUUGUAUUAUACUUUUUUUAAUCAAUGGCGAACAAGCAGUACAAUGGAAAUUGAUGAUCUGGAUUUAUUUUCUUUUUAUCAAGGCUUCCAAAGAGUAUUUUAUUUCCUUUUGAGCAAAGAACAAAAACUAUUUGUUAUCAACCUUGUUUUUGUAUAAGCUAAACACACACAAACACACACACACACACACACACACAGAUAACUGUUUUAUUAGAUGGGAGAUUUAUUAGAAGUUUUGGAUACAAGAUGUCAUAUUUUCUUGCCAAGCUGUUAAGCAUUUAACCUGUGUCAUAAUGAUUUGGGUUUGUGGAAAACAAGUGCACCACCCAUAAUUCUUUGUCUUAUGUUUACAAUCUAAGCAAGUGAGUAUUGUGGCUGUUGAGGGAUGAUGACUUUAAAAACACUUCCUUUAUUGGCAGUAAGUACUUUUUUGUUGUCAGAUGUUUACAUGGUGAAAACACUAUGAAAAGAACAGAAGACCACCAUGUGUUAUGAUGUCCUCAAAGCCACAGCUAUUUUCUUUAUUGUAUUACUUUUUAUGCAUGAUUUUAUGCAUCAGGGAAACCUGAUCAUCGUCCUGCAUGGAAUGGUUUUGAUUUUUAAUUUUGGUUGAUUGUAUGGAUAUUGGGGAACCCAAAAGACAGCCAUUUAUUAGAUCAAUAUGGAGUAGCAGUCUAUUCAACCUUUGCAUUCAAACAUGGUUUAUUUGAUAUUAAGUGUAGCUUUGUUAUUAGGUGGGAACAGAUCCAGUGUUGGAGCUGAAUAAUGCAACGAAAUAUAAAUAAGUAUAACUUUUGAAAAUUGAUGGUACAAGACUGUUAUAUUUUUAUCACUUAAGCAUGCCUUUAUACAUAGUAGUUUGUCAUUGUCAGAAUAUAUAGUCACUGAUGGCUGUCUGUAUGUAGCGGUAGGACUAAUCACACAUUUUAAAGGUUUCAUAUCUAGAUAUUCAUAAAUGCACACAAUUAAUUUAUAUUCAACAAUAAUGAUUUUUUUAAAUAGAUGUAUGUGCAUGUAUGUUGGCAUAAACUGUUGUAUUUUAUCUCUUUAUAUAAUACUUAUAAUACUUAUUGGCUUAUUGUGGAAUAAAGUAUAUACUUUGUGAUAA
This is a messenger RNA of Conger conger (European conger), 6824 nucleotides long. RefSeq names its product transcriptional coactivator YAP1-like. Gene Ontology annotation, molecular function: transcription coactivator activity; protein binding; transcription corepressor activity. Gene Ontology annotation, biological process: hippo signaling; positive regulation of transcription by RNA polymerase II. Gene Ontology annotation, cellular component: nucleus; cytoplasm. The record is from RefSeq and is a predicted model, not a curated record. Bases 607 to 1914 code for a protein of 435 amino acids. NCBI's taxonomy places the organism in Eukaryota, Metazoa, Chordata, Actinopteri, Anguilliformes, Congridae. The transcript has 8 exons.